Molecule: messenger RNA, 1725 nt
Organism: Vitis riparia (riverbank grape)
Lineage: Eukaryota; Viridiplantae; Streptophyta; Magnoliopsida; Vitales; Vitaceae
Product: F-box protein At1g67340
Exons: 3
Coding region: 271-1389 (372 amino acids)
Molecular function (GO): protein binding
Source: RefSeq, a predicted model, not a curated record
GACGACGACGAACGGGCGGAUCUGGUCAACGACGUUUGACCGAACUCUGAGAAAUAAAGGACAAGUCCAGGGCUAAAAGUGUCAUUUGCUUACGUGUUCUGCUCUGUCGUUGUUGUUGGUGUUUUUGGGGGUAUUCGAAGGCCUAUUCUUUCUCUUUUAUAUAAGGCUCCCACUUUGCUUUCUUUCUUCAUUUCUUGUUAUACAAAAUCUCACGGGAGAGAGAUUCAGAGAUAUGAGAACCAGAAGAGGGUUUGUUACCGUGAAGUGGACAUGUGUACGGACAAUAGAGUAGUGAAGAGAAGAGGGGAUUUUUCCGGCGACAACGUCGUUUGCUGCCGGAAACGGCAGAGGCUAGCGCCGGAGUCCGCCGGAAAGUCUGAUUUCUUUGAAGCCUUGCCGGAUGAUCUCGUCAUUUGUAUUCUCAGCAAACUCAGCUCCUCUGCUGGAUGUCCUUCGGAUUUCAUCAACGUUUUGCUCACAUGCAAAAGAUUUAACGGAUUAGGUCUUCAUUCUCUAGUGCUAUCCAGAGCUUCUUCGAAAUCGCUCGCCGUUAGAGCGAAGAACUGGUCUGAGUCGGCUCUUCGGUUCUUGAAACUUUGCGCCGAUGCCGGCAACGUCGAGGCGUGCUACACUCUUGGCAUGAUUCGUUUCUACUGUUUACAAAAUCGAGUGAGCGGAGCUUCGCUGAUGGCUAAAGCCGCUAUAAGUUCGCACGCGCCGGCACUGUACUCGCUUGCCGUGAUACAGUUCAACGGUAGCGUCGGCUCCAAGAACGACAAGGAUCUUCGAGCCGGCGUGGCUCUCUGUGCCAGAGCUGCGUUCCUCGGCCACAUCGACGCGCUUCGCGAACUUGGCCACUGCCUCCAAGACGGCUACGGCGUUCGCCAAAACGUUGCUGAAGGACGGCGGUUCCUUGUCCAAGCUAACGCCAGAGAGCUAGCCGCCGUCCUCUCCUCGGCAUCUUCGGCAGUUUCGUCGCGCUCGUGGCUCACGUGGAAUCCACACCAACAUCAUCGCCAUGUAACCGGCUCGGGAUGUCCGUUAUUAAGCGAUUUCGGCUGCAACGUGCCGGCACCGGAGGCGCAUCCAGCAAGCCGCUUCUUGGCGGAGUGGUUCGCCGCUCGUGGUGGCGUUCCCGGUCCAGGGCUGAGGCUUUGCUCUCACGCCGGUUGUGGACGUCCGGAGAUGAGACGACACGAGUUUCGUCGCUGUUCCGUGUGUGGUAUCGUGAACUAUUGCUCUCGCGCGUGUCAAGCACUCGACUGGAAGUUGCGCCACAAGGCAGCGUGCGCGCCGGUGGAGCGUUGGCUAGUCGACGACGGUGAUGCUAACGGAGAAGGUGCUGUAGCCGGCGCCGCAGCGGAGGACGACGUCAUCGUCGCUAGUUAACGGUGACGCUUUUCGUUACUGACGGUAACGGCACAGAUGAGUUCUAAGGAAACCAAAAGAAAAAAAAAUCAGGCCAUUUUUGCUGAAAAAUUAAUUUUAACUUUAUUAUGGUCUUUGGAACGCACAGAGUUUACUCCCGUUGUUUGUAUAGAUAGGGGUAUUUCGGAGAAUUCGAUGGGGCGUUUUCCAUUUUCUUUAUUUCCUUCUUUUUCUUCUUUUUUUUUGGGUUUAUAGAGCAAUUGGAAGCCUUAAUCUCGGACUCGUUGCAUUAAAAAUCAUCGUUUGUUUUGGUAAAUCUUUAAAUCUCCUUUUAUUUGAAUUUUGGAUUACUUUGGA